AUGGUAGCUGCACAAGGUGUAAGAGAGAAGACCAUUGAUGAACAACCACAGUAUUUGGUGUACGGAUACUAUAGACAACAGAGGAAAUUGAUUGAAGAGAUUGAUUGGUCAUAUACAGGAACUUUGAACCAAAAGAACUGGGGCAAGAAAUAUUCUGCCUGUAAUGGUGCCAAACAAUCGCCUAUUAAUAUAGAUGAAGACCUUACCCAAGUUAAUGUGAAUCUGAAGAAACUUAAAUUCCAUGGAUGGGAAAAGGAAACUUUGGAAGAUACUUUUAUUCGCAACACUGGCAAAACAGUGGAAAUUAACCUGACAAGUGAUUAUUAUGUGAGUGGAGGUGGGUUAGACACCAUAUUCAAAGCUAGCAAGAUCACUUUUCACUGGGGAAAAUGUAACGCGUCAUCAGAUGGAUCAGAACAUAGCCUAGAAGGACAAAAAUUUCCUCUUGAGAUGCAAAUCUACUGCUAUGAUGCAGAUCAGUUUACAGAUUUUGAAGAGGCAGUUAAAGGAAGUGGAAAGUUAAGAGCUUUAUCAAUUUUGUUUGAGAUUGGACUAGAAGAUAAUCCAGAUUAUAAUCCAAUCAUUAAUGGAGUAGAUAGUGUUAGUCGUUUUGGAAAACAGGCUGCCUUAGAACCAUUUAUUUUGCUGAACCUCUUGCCAAAUGCAACAGACAAAUAUUACACUUAUAAUGGGUCUCUGUCAGCUCCUCCAUGCUCUGAAACAGUUGAAUGGAUUGUGUUUAAAGAUACCAUAAGUAUUUCUGAAAACCAGUUAGCUGUAUUCUGUGAAGUGCUUACAAUGCAGCAGUCUGGCUAUGUUAUGCUGAUGGAUUACCUGCAAAACAACUUCAGAGAGCAGCAAUAUAAGUUCUUCGGGCAAGUGUUUUCCUCUUACACUGGACAAGAAGAAAUUCAUGAAGCAGUUUGCAGCUCAGAACCUGAAAAUGUUCAAUCUGAUCCAAAGAAUUAUACUAGUCUUCUUGUUACAUGGGAAAGACCUCGCGUAGUAUACGACACCACAAUUGAGAGAUUUGCUGUCUUUUAUCAACAGCUGGAUGGAGAAGACCAGACUAAGCAUGAGUUUCUGACAGAUGGGUAUCAGGACUUGGGGGCUAUUCUAAAUAAUCUGCUGCCCAAUACAAGUUAUGUACUUCAGAUAGUUGCUGUUUGCUCUAAUGGUCUGUAUGGAAAAUACAGUGACCAAGUCAUUGUGGAUAUGCCUUUAGAGGACUCAGAGGCUGACCUCAUUCCUGAACUGAGUGAAGCUGAAGAAUAUGAGGAUGAAGUUGAUGAAAAGGAAACAGAGGUGGAUGAAGAAACUGCAGUGGUUCCUAGCACUGACAGUACAAUGAACCAGUUGAGGAGAGAUUUUCAGGUGAUUACAUCCAGCUACAGUCAAGAAAAAAUGGGCACAAAACCCAGUGAAGCUAAAUCAAAUAGAUACUUAACAAGAGAAGAAUUGCAUGGUAAGGAUAAUGUUUUCAAAGCAGUUUAUUAUGCUACUUCUCCACCUAUUGGUGAAAUUUCUGAAGAGGAAGAUCCUUUUUUGGAAUCCCAAACAAUUACUGGAAUUUCUCCUCAACUCAUUGACUCCACCAAAGGCAGAGAAGAAGAGUUUAUAUAUCUUUCUUCAGGCACCGAGCCAACAAGAAUAACCACCACUGGCCACAGUGGCGAAGAUUUCUUAUUGUCUCCUUUUAAACCUCAUCAGGAAUCUGAUGACUUUUGGAGCUCAGUUCCUACCACUUCUUCAUCCCAGCUGGUUACAGAGGAGACCUCCCAAGAAGAUGCCCUUCCUUCAGGAAGUCCAGAUAUAAGUGUGCAUGAUGUUCUUACCCAAGGCUCCAUUAAAUAUGUUUCAGAAGUCGUAGCACCCUCAAGCUCCGAUGAGCCUCCAAAGCAUACUUCUUCCACUGAUGGAAAUACAUGGUUUCAUAAUGCUACAGAUCCAACAACUCAAUCUGUCGAGGCAUCGCCUAGCGGGCAAUUGUCUCAGACCGGUUACACUGAUGCUUUUGUAGAGGGAUUAAAGCCAACUACAGUGCCCUAUUCAAGCAGCUCAGUGGUUUCACGAGACACUUCAGAUGCGGAUUUAGAAUUGCCACAUUAUUCUACCUUUGCUUUCUCCUCUGCUGAAUUAUCACCUCACUCUAUCUCUUCAAGCUCUGGAGAAUAUGGUUCUGCUUCUGCUGCCAGUGAGGUACUCUCUCAGACAACUCAGCCAGUCUAUAAUGGUGAGAUACCUCUUCAACCUUCCUACAGUAGUGAAGUGUUUCCUCUAGUCACCCCUUUAUUGUUUGACUCUCAGAUGCUCGACACUACCCCUGCUACAUCAGAUAGUGAUGUGACCUUGCAUGCUACACCUGUAUUUCCCAGUGUUGAUGUGUCAUUUGAACCCACCCUGUCUUCCUAUGAUGAUGUACCUUUGCUUACAUUUUCCUCUGCUUCCUCCAGUAGUAAAAUGUUUCACCGUUUGUAUACAGUUUCUCAAAUGUUUCCACAAAGUGGUACUCCAGCUGUUGCAAGCGAUAAGGUGUCCCUGCAUGCUUCUUUGACGUUGGCAGAGGGUGAUCCAUUAAUACAGCCAAGCCUUGCUCAAAUUGCUGAUGUGGUGUCACAUCAGACCACUCAUGCUGCUUCGGAGACGCUGAUAUUUGGUCAUAAUAGAACUCACAUAUUUUCUCAAGUUGAACCAUCCAGCAGUGAUUUAAAUAUGCAUGUACUAUCUACAAUGUCUGAACUUCCUUAUGCUUUGUCUGGUAAUGUGGGCUCCCUCCAAAGCUUUACUGUUUCCUAUGACUCUGCAGAAUUUGUGCAUGAUUCUGUUGACGUAUUUCAUCAAGAUCCUUUAUUUAGCAGCUAUAACAAUGUACUGGUGCAUAAACCUUCUUCUGUAAUAUCACAAGCUGAUACUUUGCUGCAGCCUACACGCUCUCUAUCUAGUGACACGGACUGGUCUGAAGCAUACUCUGGUAGUGAGUCCCUUUUGCCUGAUACAGAUACUUUGACAGAACUUAACGUUUCUUCCUCUGAUUUUGUUGAUGAGAUUCCAUAUGAAUCAUCUGGGUUUAGUGAUGUUAAUAAGAUGCUUCAAAAAGGUGAUGUUAUAUAUGGAGAUGAGAGAGAACUGAAAAUUUCCUCCUCUUUAAGUGAAAUGGCUUCCAGUGCUGAAAGUAAAGUGAUACAUGAACUUUCUACAUCUGUUUCUAAUAAUGUUGUAAUUGAGCAGAAUAUGUCUCUGCAAGAAAGCCCACUUCCUGUUUCUAGCACAAAGGGAAUCCUUCCAGUCUCUCUUGCUUUUCCCACUACUAAGAUAUUUGAUCAGGAUAUUAGUAAACUUACAGAAAAGUACCUUUCUUUUCAGCCUUUGCAUGUUACAACUCCAGCCUUUGAUGACACUUUGCUUAAACCUGUGCUUAGUGCAAGCUCAGAUCAAGCUCUCUCUGUCCCUGCUUAUAGCAAAAUGUUAUCCUCGACUCAGCUGUACUUUUAUGAGGCCUCAGCUACAUUAAAUAACGAAGCAUUACUGCAGUCCUCCUUCCAAUCUUCUGGCGAUGGCACUCUGCUUAACACAGCUGCAGUUGUGCCUAGUGAUCCAAUAUUGGCUGAAAGUUCAAAGGUUCAAAAAGAUAGUUCUACAUUUGACCAAACAUUGCAUCAGAUGCCACCAGGUUCUGCUACAACUGAAAGCAAGCUGCAUUCUACAUCUGCACCUUCUGUUCCUGAUAUGAUGUCAAAUACUUUUAGUAAGCCCACAGAAUCACUUCAAGGUUUAUCUUUUUCUUAUGCAAGUGAGAAAUACGUUUCAUCCAGUUUAUUUAACAGUGAAGAUGUUCAGAAGGUUAUGCCUUCAUUGUACAGUAGCGAUGUUUCAUUCCAGCUGACCAGUUUAGAAAAUACAAAUGCCUUUUCGUCCCAGGCAGCGAAUGCUGUAACAACUCCCUUCCUAACAGGUGACACAUCAUCACAUGUAGCUACUCCUACAGACAGCCGUAUCUCUUCAAGUGUUUUUGAAAGAAGUGAGGCUGACAGUGUCUCUUCAAGUUCCACACUUGGUUUUGAUCCUGUUCAUAUGCCUGCAAUUGUUUCUGGUUCUGAUGUGUCCGUUCAUCACACUCUUCCUUUAUCAAAUAUACUUAUUUCAGUUACUGCUGUUCCUUCCAAAAGUGAGAUCCCUGUAACUUUGAGUAGGUUGCUGAUUCCUUCUAGAGAAUCCUCUGGGUUGUCUCCCAGUAUCAUGUCCAGUACCGAUUUGUGGUCUUCUGUAGUUGAGGAUGACUACGAUGAAUAUGAUGAUGGCUUCCCAGUAAGUAACUGCAUCUCAUGCACUUCCCAUAGAGAAGAUCAGGAUAUGGUAGUAGAGGAUGAACAUACAAAGGUAAAUAAUAACAAGGAUCAGAGUAACCUAAUCAUAAGUUCACAUUCUGAGAAACCUGAAGAAGAGAAGUUUUCUACUGCUGCAUCUGACAGUCAGAUAAACCGUGCCAUGGACAGACAUAAUCAUACAUUCAUACCAGCUUUGACAGCAAAUGUGAUACCCGAGAAGCACAACAACCCGAAAAUUUUGGAGAACCACAUUCAGACUUCUAGUGUCCAGUUGCAAAACACAUCAGAAUCUAAGUCUUGGGCUGUUUUGACAAAUGAUGAAGAAAGUGGUUCUGGCCAAGGUACCUCAGAUAGCCUUAAUGAUAAUGAAACUUCAACAGAUUUCAGUUUUCCUGACCAUAAUGAGAGAGACACUGAAGGGGCAGUUGAAGCAGGUAACUCAAAAUUAACUCCUGGAUCAUCACAGUCAUCAGCCUCAUCUGUUACUAGUGAUCACUCAUCAGUAUUCAACAUCUCUGAGGCAGAGGCAAGUAAUAUUAGCCAUGAGUCUCGUAUUGGUCUAGCUGAGAGUCUGGAAUCAGAGAAGAAGACAGUUAUACCACUUGUGGUCGUAUCAGCCCUGACUUUUAUCUGUCUAGUGAUUCUUGUGGGUAUUCUCAUUUACUGGAGGAAAUGUUUCCAGACUGCUCAUUUUUAUUUAGAAGACAAUACAUCACCUCGAGUGAUUUCUGCUCCCCCUGCUCCAAUCUUCCCAGUCUCAGAUGAUGUUGGAGCAAUUCCAAUAAAGCAUUUUCCCAAACAUGUUGCAGAUUUACAUGCAAGUAAUGGUUUUUCUGAAGAAUUUGAGGAAAUCCAGAGCUGUACUGUAGAUCUAGGUAUUACAUCAGACAGCUCUAAUCACCCUGACAACAAGAAUAAGAAUCGAUACAUAAACAUCGUUGCUUAUGAUCAUACUAGGGUUAAAUUAGCACAGCUUGCUGAAAAGGAUGGAAAACUGACUGAUUACAUUAAUGCCAACUACGUUGAUGGUUACAACAAGCCAAAAGCCUAUAUUGCAGCUCAAGGGCCACUAAAAUCAACAGCAGAAGAUUUCUGGAGAAUGAUAUGGGAACAUAACGUGGAAGUUAUUGUGAUGAUAACUAAUCUCAUUGAGAAAGGAAGGAGAAAAUGUGACCAGUACUGGCCUGCUGAAGGUAGUGAAGAAUAUGGGAACUUCUUGGUUACUCAGAAGAGUGUUCAUGUACUUGCCUAUUACACUGUGAGAAAUUUUACUCUUAGAAACACCAAGAUCAAAAAGGGUUCCCAGAAAGGGAGGUCUAGUGGACGCAUAGUGACUCAGUACCAUUAUACCCAGUGGCCUGACAUGGGUGUUCCAGAGUAUACACUGCCCGUCCUCACCUUCGUGCGGAAGGCGUCGCAUGCCAAGCGCCACGCUGUUGGGCCUGUUGUGGUUCAUUGCAGUGCUGGUGUUGGAAGGACAGGCACAUACAUAGUGUUAGACAGCAUGCUGCAGCAAAUUCAGCAUGAAGGGACAGUCAACAUAUUUGGAUUCUUAAAACACAUACGUACCCAAAGGAACUACUUGGUGCAGACUGAGGAGCAAUACAUCUUCAUUCAUGAUGCACUGGUCGAAGCAAUACUCAGUAAAGAAACAGAAGUUCUUGAGACUCACAUUCAUGCCUACGUUAAUGCUCUCUUGAUACCUGGACCAACAGGAAAGACCAGACUGGAGAAACAAUUCAAGCUACUGAGCCAGUCUAACACACAGCAGUGUGAUUAUUCAACUGCACUCAAACAGUGUAACAGAGAAAAGAACCGAACCUCAUCUAUCAUUCCUGUGGAAAGAUCUAGAGUGGGGAUCUCAUCACUAUCUGGUGAAGGCACAGACUACAUCAAUGCUUCCUAUAUUAUGGGUUAUUAUCAAAGUAAUGAAUUCAUUAUUACUCAGCAUCCUUUACUACACACUAUCAAGGAUUUCUGGAGAAUGAUAUGGGACCAUAAUGCCCAGUUAAUAGUCAUGCUUCCUGAUAGCCAGAAUAUGGCUGAAGAUGAAUUUGUGUACUGGCCAAAUAAAGAUGAGCCUAUAAACUGUGAGAGUUUCAAAGUAACUAUGCUUGCUGAAGAACACAAGUGUCUGUCUAACGAGGAGAAGCUCAUAAUCCAAGACUUCAUUUUAGAAGCUACGCAGGAUGACUAUGUACUUGAAGUGAGGCAUUUUCAGUGUCCAAAAUGGCCAAAUCCUGAUAGUCCCAUUAGUAAAACUUUUGAACUAAUCAGCAUCAUCAAAGAGGAAGUUUCCAACCGUGAUGGGCCCAUGAUUGUACAUGAUGAGCAUGGAGGGGUGACAGCAGGCACUUUCUGUGCAUUAACAACUCUGAUGCAUCAACUGGAAAAUGAGAAUUCAGUGGAUGUUUACCAUGUAGCAAAGAUGAUAAAUCUGAUGAGGCCUGGAAUCUUUACAGACAUUGAACAGUACCAGUUUCUAUACAAAGCUAUUCUCAGCCUCGUCAGCACAAGACAAGAAGAAAACCCUUCAGCAUCCAUGGACAGUAAUGGCUCAGCUUUACCUGAUGGAAACGCAGCUGAAAGUUUAGAAUCCUUAGUUUAAUUAGCACAUCAAAUCAAACAUACACAUCACUGCAUCACACCAAUCACACCUGGAGUUUACCAUAAUCAUUUUCAGUUUUAUACUUUGGGUGGGGAAAAUCUGUCCAGUCAGUAUAUAUAUAAUCAGACCCCAGCUGUUGCUCAAACCAAGUCAUUUCUGUUAUAUACAACUUUACUGUGGAACUUUUAUCAUUAACAAUGUGUGCCUUUUCUUGAAAGAUUUCUUGUAAUACAUUGUUACAUCUGGACUAACUUGAUUGACUUUUACAGUGUUUCUAAUUAUUGAAUUGUGUAUGUUUUUUCAGUAUUAGUUUUUUUUGAUUUAUCUGGCUUUACUUUUAACUUAAAAUUACCGUAUUUAUAGAUGCUAGGGAAUCCUUGAUUAAAAACAUGUCAUGGGUUUAGUAUUUGGUUUAUUCGCUGUAUUUAUAACAAUUUACAUUUGCUAGAAAUGCAACUUUUAAUAUAGUAGAAUGUAAAUAAAAUACUGUUCUACAUAACAUUCAACAUUUUAAGAUUUCAAUUAGACAUUUAGAAUAAUAAUCUGAUACUUACUGUAAAUACUGCUACUUCUGUAGUGAUCCAUGGACCAAAUUUAUAUUUAUAAUUGUAGAUUUUUAUAUUUUACUACAGAGUCAGUUUUCUAGUUCUGUGUAAUUGCCUUGUUAAAAUAAUGUAGUCAGUAUGUUUUUACUUUAACAAAGUCUUCUGAUAUAUAAUUGUGCAUCUUAAGGAAUUUACCUUCAUAUAGCUGCAUGUGAUUUUAACUUUUUGUGGGAACUAGAAAUAAUUUGUUUUGAAAUGAAAACUUUUUAUGAGACUAACACUAUACUUGGCAUUGUUAAAUUGUUUUUACCCUGGUAUUGCAAAAAUAAAUAUAAAUAUUCCAGUC
This is a messenger RNA of Poecile atricapillus (Black-capped chickadee), 7824 nucleotides long. RefSeq names its product receptor-type tyrosine-protein phosphatase zeta-like. The coding region runs from base 1 to 6933 and encodes 2310 amino acids. Gene Ontology annotation, biological process: peptidyl-tyrosine dephosphorylation. Lineage: Eukaryota; Metazoa; Chordata; Aves; Passeriformes; Paridae. The record is from RefSeq and is a predicted model, not a curated record. The transcript is spliced from 29 exons. Gene Ontology annotation, molecular function: protein binding; protein tyrosine phosphatase activity.